Spirodela intermedia is the source of this 381-nucleotide messenger RNA. The record is from the annotation of a GenBank genome assembly. Lineage: Eukaryota; Viridiplantae; Streptophyta; Magnoliopsida; Alismatales; Araceae.
AUGGGCUGGGGUGGCGAUGCAGUGCUUGCCCGGCGGGCAUCCUGCGCGUGCUCGGCGGCGCUCGAUGUGCGCAGGUGGCGGUGGAGGGGGAGCCGCCUGCAGGGGGCUCAGCGCAACGCCGGCGGCUACUACUGCGAAGAGGAAGAGGAGGAACUGGCGCCGCUGGAGUCCAAGGGCCGGCGGGGGGUGACGGCCCAAUGGCGCGGCAUCUGGCGGAGGAUUGUCGGAGGGAGGACGGCGCCGCCGUCCUACGACGAGGAAAGCUAUGCCCAGAACUUCGAGGACGAGGGCGGUGCCUGGGAGGAGCCGGAGUUUCUCCCAAGGUCCUUCUCCGCCGUGUACGCCAACCCCUCCGGAUUCCUGACGAGGUUCGCACGAUGA